AUGAAAUCUUAAAAAUUCUAAAGUAAAAUUACAUUGACUGAUCUCUAAAAAGAAACUAGAGUAUUAUAUUUGGAUGAAGAAAAGAAUAUGGAUUUAAAAUGGAAUUAAAUAUGGUUCUCAGACCAAUCACAUAUUGUUACUAAAACAACAAAAUACAAAUAUUUUUGGUCAACUCAAGAAGAAAAGUCUGAAAACUAGAGUUAAAUAUUUAAUGAAAAAGCAUUAAUCCUUUAAGAUUCUCAACAUUUGGCAUAAUAGGUAUGA
Molecule: messenger RNA, 264 nt
Organism: Tetrahymena thermophila SB210
Lineage: Eukaryota; Ciliophora; Oligohymenophorea; Hymenostomatida; Tetrahymenidae
Exons: 1
Source: RefSeq, a predicted model, not a curated record